Messenger RNA from Rhineura floridana, 3447 nucleotides. RefSeq names its product cytochrome P450 3A9-like. Gene Ontology annotation, molecular function: testosterone 6-beta-hydroxylase activity; heme binding; oxidoreductase activity, acting on paired donors, with incorporation or reduction of molecular oxygen, reduced flavin or flavoprotein as one donor, and incorporation of one atom of oxygen. The record is from RefSeq and is a predicted model, not a curated record. NCBI's taxonomy places the organism in Eukaryota, Metazoa, Chordata, Lepidosauria, Squamata, Rhineuridae. Gene Ontology annotation, biological process: oxidative demethylation; steroid metabolic process. The transcript has 13 exons. Bases 156 to 1724 code for a protein of 522 amino acids.
UGCCAUUUAUCAGAGCAAAGGCAAACACGUCGCAAAAUAAGCUGGGAUUUUUUUUUUUUUUUGCCCUUUGUGCUCCAACCCUGCUGAGCGUGGAUUAGAAAUCCAACAACCGAAGUCAGAGGAAGAAGCAUCACGCAGAGAAGCCACGGGCCAAGAUGGAGCUCCUUCCAAGCUUCUCCAUGGAGACGUGGCUACUUUUUACUGUCCUCCUGGGCCUUCUGGUGCUAUAUGGAAUUUGGCCGUACAGAGUUUUCAAGAAACUGGGCAUUCCAGGUCCAAGACCGUUGCCUUUCCUGGGAACUCUUUUGACAUAUCGCAGAGGUUUCCUGAAGUUUGAUAAUGAGUGCUUUCAGAAAUAUGGGAGAAUCUGGGGGAUUUAUGAUGGCCGACAACCUGUUUUAGCCACGCUGGACCCCACUAUUAUCAAAGCCAUCCUAGUGAAAGAGUGCUACACUACCUUUACCAACCGCCGGAAUAUAGAAUUAGUUGGAAUCCUCAAGAGUGCUGUCUCAAUGGCAAAGGACGAACAGUGGAGGAGAAUUCGCACGGUGCUCUCUCCAACCUUCACCAGCGGAAAGCUAAAGGAGAUGUUUCCCAUCAUAAAACACUACGGGGAGGUUUUGGUGCAAAACGUUCAGAAGAACGUGGAAAAGGAUGAGCGUGUGGUUGUGAAGGAUGUCUUUGGGGCCUAUAGCAUGGAUGUUGUCACCAGUACAUCAUUCGGUGUGAACAUUGACUCUAUGAACAACCCAGGAGAUCCUUUUGUCAAGGAGAUCCAGAAGCUGACCAAGUUCAGAGCUUUUGAUCCACGCUUUAUUUUGAUAUUUAUGUUCCCAUUCCUUAUUCCUUUUUUCAAAUUACUGAACAUAAAUUUAUUCGACAAAGAUGCUCUAAACUUCUUCACAAGGUCAUUUGCAAAAAUGAAGGAAGCGCGGCAGAAAGAAGGCCAAGGGAGUCGAGUGGAUUUCCUGCAGCUGAUGAUCAACUCCCAAAGUGCCAAAAGUGCCAACAGUGACCAGGAGAGCAACGGCUUGAGUCACUCAUAUAAAGGUUUGACUGACACUGAAAUUCUGGCCCAAGCCUUUAUAUUUGUUUUUGCUGGAUAUGAACCCACCAGCAACUCCCUCGGCUAUGCGGCCUACCUUUUAGCCACUCACCCAGAUGUUCAGCAGAAGCUUCAAGAUGAAAUAGACACUAUUCUACCCAACAAGGCUCCUCUAACGUAUGAUGCCAUCAUGCAACUGGAGUAUCUUGACAUGGUGCUGAGCGAAACACAAAGACUGUAUCCUCUUGGUGGGCGGAUCGAAAGACUGUGCAAGAAAGAUGUCGAAAUAAAUGGGGUGACUAUUCUGAAAGGCAUGGUGGUGAUGAUCCCACCAAGUGUACUUCACCGAGAUCCAGAAUAUUGGCCAGAACCUGACGAAUUCAGACCUGAGAGGUUCAGCAAAGAGAACAAAGAAAAAGUGGAUCCCUACACGUAUCUGCCCUUUGGGGCUGGUCCUCGGAACUGCCUUGGAAUGAGAUUUGGUCUUGUCACGAUGAAGGUUGCGAUGGCAAACCUUUUGCAACAUUUCUCGUUCAGAGUCUGCAAAGAAACUCAGAUUCCCCUGGAGCUGAGUAAUCUGGCUUUCUUAGUACCAAAGAAACCAAUUGUUCUGAAGUUUGUACCCCGAGAGGGUCCCCAAGAAAAGGCGAUGGGAAGGCCGGCUGCGCCCUCCCUGUAGCAGUUACAACAGCCUGAGGUCUGGCACUGUGCAGAUUCCCAGAAGAGAACUUCAGAUAAUUCUGGAGACCAUUGCUAAAUAUGUACAGAGAGCUGGACUCAUGCCUGUAAACAGCUUUUCAAACUCUUAAGCAUGGGGAGAAAUUAAUUCCAUUCACAUUUUAAUAUGAACCUACCAGAUGGACACUUCUCAAACCAAAACAGAAUUCACACUUCUCUCAGUUCGGCAAUGUAGUUUUCCAGCCACAGAAUGCAUUAAAAAAAGUGUGCAUUAGCGAAACGUGCAUGCAAAGGUUAGUGAAAACAUACAAAAAGUGCAUUCUAUUAAGGAAAAACUGCUUGCCAAAAUGCUUUUAUUAGGCAACAUUGCAUACAAGAAUGUAUAUAUUGGGGGAAAUGUGUACAGAUUUUUCAUGUGCCUUUUUCCUCCCUUGCAAACCUCUGAGGAAAUGGAACAAGCCAAUUCAAUAUUGGAAAAGUGAGGAAAUCAUGAGAAGCCACAUGAACAGAUUUAUCUUUCCUUUAAAUCAUAAUGCUCCUUUACUUGCCCGAGCUGUCGCUUUUAUUGUUUUAAGGCGGCUUUUAAGAUUGUUUGAAUAUUGUUUUCUCUUUUUUGGUUGUAACCCACCUUGAAAAUUCUUGAACUAUAAAGUGUGAUAAAAAAACUCUUUACAAUCAAAUCAAUAAAUCAUGAAUAAUAGGAGCACAUCCAGACUCGAAACUUGCAUCAGUUUGAUACCAGUUUAACUAUCGUGGCUUUCCUCGUGGUAUUCUGGGAACUGUAGUUUGGGAAGGCUGCUGAGAAUACUCUGUGGACAGAUCUAUUCUAUAGUAUAGAAUUCUAUACAGAACACACACAGCUAUAGUUCCCCAGGACUCACCAUGGCACCAAAACUUUCAUCUGGUUGACAGUAAAUCAGCUCAGCCUGUGCAGGCCUAGUCUGCAAAGAUUCCUUCCUCAAAUUUACACAUAUUAUAAUCCUGGGCAAUAGAUAUUUUUGUAGGAAUAUUCGGAGUGGGAUAAUCUGGUAAGAGCUUUUCCUUUUCUCUUUCUGGGAGCUGCCUUGCAGGGAAAAAUAUUUUUAAAGGUGAGGUAAAAAAAGAGAGUAAAAUCUUUCCGUUUAGCUAAUUCUGUGUUUUGGUUAUCACAAGGGAUACAUUGGAGCAGGUAUUCCCAAAGAGUGUGUCUAACAGUGGCAUAGCUAUGCCACAGGCAGAGGAGAGACGCCUUUAUCUUAAAAAGUGGGAAUUGCUUUGAUGGAUCAGAUCAAGGUCCAGCUAGUCCAGCCAAGUGUCUGGGAAGUUUGCAAGCAGGGCCGGCUGGUGUCGUGAUCUGUUUGACCACAACAUCUGGUAUUUAGAGAUAGUCUCUCUCUGAACAUGGAGGUUCUACUUAGCUAUCAUGGUUGAGAUUCAUAUCGUCUGUGUAACAGCCUUUGCCAACUUUUUGCCCUCCAGAUGUUUUGGGCUGGCUGGCUGGAGUUAAUGGCAGUCUAGCACAUCUAGAAGGCACCAGCCUGGCGAAGGUUGCUAUACAAAGGAUAGGAGUAGAGAUAAUAUCCGCUUCUAGCAUCUGUCCUGUGGAAAGAAUUGCAGGUGAGACAGGGAGGAUAAGGUUUUAUAUGUUGAUAUUCUUUUUUAUUGUUGUAUUCUGAUUUUAUUCAUAAAAUUUUUGUAUCCUUUGAGAUAUAUUAUAAAUGAGUAUAAUAAAUAAAUAAUAUUAA